Messenger RNA from Nicrophorus vespilloides, 902 nucleotides. RefSeq names its product serine proteinase stubble-like. The annotation marks the transcript as partial. Gene Ontology annotation, biological process: proteolysis. Lineage: Eukaryota; Metazoa; Arthropoda; Insecta; Coleoptera; Silphidae. The record is from RefSeq and is a predicted model, not a curated record. Gene Ontology annotation, molecular function: serine-type endopeptidase activity. The transcript has 5 exons.
GAUGUGGCCAGCCGCCCUUGUUCCCCCAGCCGCAAACCAGGAUUGUGGGAGGCAAAAACGCUCCCUUCGGACGGUGGCCCUGGCAGGUUUCUGUGCGAAGGACGUCUUUCUUUGGAUUCUCCAGCACCCAUCGCUGCGGCGGCGCCAUUCUCAACGUAAAUUGGAUUGCCACCGCCGGCCAUUGUGUCGAUGAUUUACUGACAUCCCAGAUCCAGAUUAGGGUAGGAGAAUACGACUUCUCCAGCGUUCAAGAAGAGCUUCCUUGCGUAGAAAGAGCUGUCAAGAAAAAAAUAGUCCAUCCUCUGUACAACUUCUUCACCUACGAGUAUGAUCUGACCUUGGUCCAACUGGAUAAAUCCUGGGAUUUCGCGAUUCCCAUCUCACCGAUCUGACUUCCUGCAACGGAUGACCUGCUCAUUGGAGAGAAUGCGACAGUGCAAGUGCCCAUUGUGAGUAACGACCGAUGUAAGAGCAUGAUCCUGAGGGCGGGAAGGCACGAGUUCAUUCCUGACAUCUACCUGUGCGCCGGACACGAGAACGGCGGACAAGAUUCAUGCCAGGGUGAUUCCGGUGGGCCUCCGCAGGUGCGCGGUAAGGACGGCUGCUACUUCCUCGCAGGUAUCACAUCCUGGGGCAUCGGAUGCGCCGAAGCCACCCUUCCCGGCGUCAGCACGCGCAAGGACAACCAUCUACCAACAUGGUAUCUAGAAUGUAUGCUGUUUCGUAUGGUCGAUGAACUCCCGGGUCUCGUGCUCGAGCUCUGUGAGGACCUCGGUACGUCGGAGUGCCUGCAAGGCUGCUCUGAUAUCGGACAAGUCCUCGGUGGAUGUGCCCAGCAGAUAUCCCAGAGCUUCUUUAAGAGCAAGCAGUUCUGCCUAGAAGACGGUACAGAAGUCGGCUAG